Spea bombifrons (plains spadefoot toad) is the source of this 6322-nucleotide messenger RNA. RefSeq names its product DENN domain containing 4A (gene DENND4A). Gene Ontology annotation, cellular component: cytoplasmic vesicle; ESCRT I complex. Bases 147 to 5972 code for a protein of 1941 amino acids. Gene Ontology annotation, molecular function: protein binding. Gene Ontology annotation, biological process: regulation of Rab protein signal transduction. The transcript has 34 exons. The record is from RefSeq and is a predicted model, not a curated record. Lineage: Eukaryota; Metazoa; Chordata; Amphibia; Anura; Pelobatidae.
CAGCGAGGCUCUCCUCUGUAUCCCCCCCCUCCCUUCCCCUUGGUACAAACACAAGAUGGCGCGAGGAGGAGGUGGGCACCGCUGACUGGCACCGGAACUACCGGGAGACCCCGUGGGGGUAGAGUUGCGCUGCCUCAAAACAGAAGAUGAUGGAAGACAAGGGACCUCGUGUGGCUGACUAUUUCGUAGUUGCGGGACUGACUGAUUCAUCGAAACCACUUGAGGAGGAAAUCCAUUUUAACGAUGCCUGCCACAAAACAGCUAAACCAAAGGAGCCCAUCACAGAUGUGACCGUUGUAAUAAGAUCCUUAGGGGAAGAGGUUCCCCAAGGUUAUGUAUGUAUAGACACUACCCCGACUGGACUGUCUGCCGACCUUAAUAAUGGAAGCCUCCGAGGACCGCAGAUAUACUUGUGUUACAGGAGAGGAAGAGAUAAACCUCCCCUCACAGAUUUAGGGGUUUUGUAUGAGUGGAAAGAACGGUUAAAACAAGGUUGCCAGAUCAUCCAAGCAACUCCGUGUGGACGGCCUGCCAACAUAAGUGGAAGCACAUCAUCUCAAAAAGCCUAUAUCACUUACCGGAGAGCUUCAGAGAACAUGACACAGAACUCGCUGGCUGUCACUGAUAUCUGCAUAAUUAUACCGAGCAAAGGAGAGACACCGCCACAUACUUUCUGCAAGGUGGAGAAGAAUCUCAACAGCAGCAUGUGGGGCUCUGCUGUGUACCUCUGUUACAAGAAAUCCGUUGCAAAAACCAAUGCAGUCUCCUACAAAGCAGGCUUAAUAUGCAGGUAUCCUCAAGAGGAUUACGAAUCAUUCCCCUUGCCAGAGUCAGUACCCCUCUUCUGUCUGCCCAUGGGGGCAACCAUUGAAUGCUGGCCACGUAAAAGUAACUACCCACUCCCAGUCUUUUCUACCUUUGUUUUAACUGGAGCAUCAGCUGAAAAGGUGUAUGGAGCUGCUAUUCAGUUCUACGAGCCAUAUGCCCACGAUCAGCUGACUGACAAACAAAAACUUCAUUUGGGAUUGAAAGCCAAUUCAGAUGGAAAGAUGGAUCCCUCAAAAUCCAUCCACGCAAACAAGUGCAUCUGUCUCCUUUCUCACUGGCCUUUCUUCGACGCAUUCAAGAAAUUUCUUACUUUCCUUUACCGUUAUUCUAUAUCUGGACCACAUGUUCUGCCAAUAGAGAAACACAUCUCCCACUUCAUGCACAAAGUUCCAUUCCCUUCUCCCCAGAGGCCACGCAUUUUAGUUCAGCUGUCGCCUCACGAUACCCUCAUCCUGAGCCAGCCCGUGUCCUCGCCACUGCCUCUCAGCGGAGGUAAAUUCUCGACGCUGCUGCAGAAUUUGGGCCCUGAGAACGCCGUCACCCUGCUGGUGUUUGCAGUCACCGAGCACAAGAUUCUCAUCCACUCCUUACGCCCGUCCGUUCUCACAAGCGUAACGGAAGCUUUGGUCUCGAUGAUCUUCCCUUUCCAUUGGCCGUGCCCGUACAUUCCCCUUUGCCCUCUGGCCCUGGCAGACGUGCUGAGUGCCCCAUGCCCCUUCAUUGUUGGGAUUGAUUCACGCUACUUUGAUCUGUACGAUCCCCCUCCGGAUGUAAGCUGUGUUGACCUAGAUACUAACACCAUUUCUCAUACUGAGUGCCGGAGGAACGUAACAUGGAAAAUCCUGCCUAAAAAGGCCUGCAAAAACCUGCUGAACACACUGAGUAACUUGUAUCAACGCCUCGCCGAGUCGCAACAAAGACCAAGAGACGAAGCUCUGAUGGAGCUGGCUAUGAAUGACUAUGACUUUAACUACGGGAAGAAGCUCCAUCAGCUGGAUAUGGAGAUACAGGAAGCCUUUCUGUGUUUUAUGGCCUCCAUAUUAAAAGGAUACAGAACAUAUCUACGACCAAUCACUCAGGCUCCUUCAGAGACAGCCACAGAUGCCAGCUCGCUCUUUGAGUUGCAAGGAUUCUUAAAAAGCCGCGACCGUUCAAAUCACAAGUUCUACAAUAUGAUGACCAAGACUCAAAUGUUCAUCCGGUUCAUCGAGGAGUGUUCAUUUGUCAGCGAUAAGGAUGCCAGUCUGGCCUUUUUUGACGACUGUGUUGAGAAACUGUUCUCAGAACGGAAUUGUACAGACAAAAGUAUCAAGGUAGACUUGGAAAGGCCAGGAGAGAUGCGCCUCAUUGAACUGGAUGAGUCCCACAGAAGUGAACACACCGUUUUUAUCACACCGCCCGAGAUCCCUCAUUUACCAAACGGAGAGGAACACCCCCUGAAGUACAGCUACAACGGGUUCCCUGUCCUUAUCUUGGAUCUGUUUGACACUCUGGAUGGACUCUUGAAAACACAGAAACUAUGCUCUAAGAACAUUGCUCCCUCCAGCCCAUCACCAAUGUUCAGAAGGACCAAACAGGAAAUCCGUUCUGCCCAUAAAAUAGCCAAGCAGUACUCGUCCAUUCCACAGAUGUGGUCCAGAUGUCUGUUAAGGCACUGCUAUGGCCUCUGGUUUAUCUGCCUCCCUGCGUACGUGAAAGUGUGCCAUUCGAAAGUGCGAGCUCUGCGGGCCGCAUACGAUGUGCUGCGCAAGAUGCACGUCAAGAAAAUCGACUCUCCCGACGAGGUUUGCUAUCGGGUCCUGAUGCAGCUAUGUGGCCAGUAUGGGCAGCCUGUUCUUGCCGUGAAAGUGCUGUUUGAAAUGAAGAAGGCUGGUGUACAGCCCAAUGCUAUCACUUAUGGGUAUUAUAACAAGGCUGUCCUGGAAAGCGUGUGGCCCUCGGGGAAUCGAGGGGGCUACUUCUUGUGGAUAAAGGUCAGGAAUGUCCUGCUAGGAGUAGCCCAGUUCAAAAGAGCUUUGAAGAAGCAACAAGCCUCUGUUCCACUAGCUACUCCCUCGGAUGGCAGCGACUUGGAUGCGGUCAGUCAUGGCAGUAUGGAUAGCUCCAUUGAUAUGAACCCCACGGAGCAGGCACCCUUCAACACAGAUGUAACCAGCACCGACUUCCCCGAUGACAGAUCCAGUACAGGUGGGCAGUCUGAUCUUGGCUACAGCUCCUUGUCUAAAGAAGAGGUGAGGAGAGGAACCGAAAGUGACAUACAGGAGGAAAAGGAAGACUCUAGGGAGAGCGACUCCAGCUCAUUAUCUGGAUCAGAGAGUUCUAAGGGCAGCAGGGACUGUCUCCCCCAGCUUGCCAGUCACAACCGAAAGACUGACGAGUCCUCAUCUAGUAUAGUGCGGAAAGAAGGCAGAGCCAGUAGCUUAUCUAACACGGUCACUGACGAAAGUUCCGCUGGUCUCCUGUUUGCGUCAGCCUUUGGUGACGCCAAUGAAAAUGAGCUGUUCCAAAGCUGGAGUUUACGAAAGAGACACAAGAGUGCCAUGGAACCAGGUUUAAAAGAUCCAUUGGGGUGGGAGAACAGGAACAGACACUACAGCGGGGGAACGCUUUCAGGAUUAAUGAUCAAUGGCUCUGUUCAGGAAUCAAACACUAAAGACAUGGUGGAGAAACUUGGGGCUGAUGCAAAAAUCAUCAGUGGGGUUUUCCAAAAAGGUAUCGCACGACCCAAGACCCUAGAUAUCAGAAAGAUCACCAGUGGGAUGCCUGGUUCUGGAGAGGAGAAGGAUUGGAGUGAUGAUGACUCUCCUUCAGGGGGUCUGGGUUUUCCAGAUAAAGCAGACUCCCCUGUGAUUUUUGACCUUGAAGAUCUAGACAAUGAUGUUGAUGAAAUAAAAACGGCUAAAAAUAACAGCCUAAAGGAAAAAGUAAGGGAAAGGACAAUCAGUACAUGCUCUUCUUCCUCUAUGUUUUCGGCUAAGUAUGUAGAAAAAACAGAUGUGAAGGCUGGCUUUGACCCUUUGUCACUCCUGGCAGCAGAGAACGAACAAGUAGAAAAAGAAGACGAAGAGGAGGAGGAGGAAGAUAGAAGCUUACUAACACCAUCCGCUAGACGAGACCUUGCUGAAGAAAUAGAAAUGUACAUGAACAACAUGAGCAGCCCUUUGAGCAGCCGAGCUCCAAGCAUGGAGCUACAAAGGACCACUUCUGACCAAUACAAAAGUUCAAAAGCUAUACCCCUUUGCAGGCGACCCAGCCUUCCACUAAGCUCCCCACAAGCCCCUAGGCUAACAAAAUCAAAGACUUACCACGUGAAACGUGAAGAGAGACAACGAGGCAGACUAUGGUCCUCCCCUGCCUUCCCUACAAGCAGUCCACAAAAGGAGCAGCUCACCGAGUCUGCACUCGCCCUGAUGUCCCCAACGGCUUUUAACUUGGAUACUCUCCUCACCCCUAAAUUUGAUGUGCUGAAGAGCAGCAUGUUCUCUGCUGGCAAAGGUGUGGCUGAAAAGGCCAGUAAAUGGUAUUCCAAGAUUGCAAACUAUGCUGGGCCCGUAAAGGAGCAGAAUCCUGACCAGGCAAGCCUGUCCUCUGGUGGAGCUGUGGAUGUUGAUUGCGGUUCUUUAAAUGAGGAAGACUUUGAAGGCAUUGCCUCCCCACGUGAGUGUGAUCUCACCAACCCUGGCUCAAACACAAUGGGGAUGAGCAGAAGUAGCCUGGAGAGUAACACUCAAGAGGGCACCUCCAGGAUUCUCUGCCACACUGCUUCUCCUCAAAGAGUAUCUCUGAACUACAAGCCUGAGCUUCUUUCAUCUAGCAAUUCCAGUGGUACCAAUGUCUUCCAGAACUAUGCUAUGGAGGUACUAAUCUCCAGCUGUUCGCGGUGUUUGUCAUGUGACUGCCUUGUACACGACGAAGAGAUUAUGGCAGGCUGGACAGCAGAUGACUCCAACCUCAACACUAUCUGUCCUUUCUGUGGAAGUCCCUUUUUACCAUUCCUGAACAUUGAAAUCCGAGACAUGCGUCGUCCUGGAAGGUACUUCCUAAAAGCCAGUCCAUCUGCAGAGAGCAUGCAUCACCCGUCAGUAUCCUCUUAUAAAAGACCCGAGUCUGCCAUUCUGACUCCAACUUUUUCUCAAGUUGCAUCCAAAACAGAGGAUAUUAACAUCUGCAGUAAGACCAAGCGAGAUGGUUCCCGUGCCCACAUCAUAGACAUCCCACUGGGCAAGAGGACAACAGAUCCCACAGAAUCAUCAUGUCCAAGUCUCCCUAUCACCAGGAGCAUCAGUACGUUAAGCCCAAUGGACGAGAAGCUGUCUCACAAGCAAAGCCAUGUUGUCUCAACUGGAAGCCUCCCAACUAACUUUCAAGCAGCCUCGGACUCUUUGGCUAUGGAAUGGAGGCUGUCACAACCUGAGCCUAUCACAGUCCCUUACCUCAGCCCGCUUGUGGUCUGGAAGGAACUGGAGAGUUUAUUAGAGAACGAAGGUGAUCCAUCCAUCACGGUCCCUGGCUUUGUAGACCAUCAUCCCAUUGUGUUCUGGAAUCUGGUGUGGUACUUCAGAAGACUGGAUCUUCCAAGCAACCUCCCAGGAUUAAUCUUGUCUUCAGAACAUUGCAACAAAAAUUCAAAGAUCCCUCGGAGCUGUAUGUCUGAAGACAGUAAACAUGUCCUGAUCCAAGUCUUGUGGGACAAUCUGAAACUGCACCAGGACCCACGCCAGCCUCUGUACAUCUUGUGGAAUACCAGAAACCGAAACUGCACUGUUGUAUUUGAGACCACGGAGCAUCCUCUCGCUAUUACACAGCAAAAUAAAGAGGAAGAGUCGUAUACCCAGGAAUUCCUCCAAGGCUUAGUAAAGAGCAUUAAGAACAACAAUGUCUACGGCCCCAUGAGCCAAUUGCUGGAGUCCACACAACAGUUCCCAAACCACACACGGCAGAGGAGUUUGUACAGAGAGAUUCUGUUCCUUUCUCUUGUUGCUUUGGGAAGAGAGAACAUUGAUAUUGAUGUGUUUGACCGGGAGUAUAAAAGUGCUUACGAUCGCCUCACCCCCGACCAGGUGAAGUGUACUCAGAUCUGUGACCGGCCCCCAAGCACCGGCGUCAUCGAAUGCAGAAAAAUGUUUGGCCAGCCUUUUCUCUAAACCAUAAAGCGCGGCAGCGGUCUGCUACCAUUUCAGUUUUAAAAUGAAAAUGGAGAGAACGGGUUUUGAGGCAAACCUGUCUUAAUACAGAAUGCGGAACAAGCAAUAGGAAAGAUUUAGUUCCUGUGAUUUCUGGAAACUGGAGAAACGGGAUAUGCUUGGAAGAAAAAAACAAUAAGUGAAUGAAGAAAGAGAUCUUUACAUUUUCUUUCGUCCUGGACUUUCUAGCUUUGGACUAUAAUGUAAAGGUGGAGGAGCGUUCUUCGUCAUUCCAAGUGUUGUAGUUUACACAGAAUAUUUAUAUUUAAUGUUAUAAAAGAUUGGUGUAUAAAGAAGUUUAAAUAAGCCUA